This is a messenger RNA of Paraglomus occultum, 1257 nucleotides long. NCBI's taxonomy places the organism in Eukaryota, Fungi, Glomeromycota, Glomeromycetes, Paraglomerales, Paraglomeraceae. The record is from the annotation of a GenBank genome assembly.
AUGGACUUUCUUCACGCGGUUCAGUUAACCCCUAAAGAUGCGGAAAUUAGUUCAAUACUUUCAGAGCGCGGCAGUACAGAUCCCGGAGAGGAAUCACUAGCGGAAGACACUGAUAUGUCCCUGCAGAUAUCGGACUUUCCUAAUCAAAUUAGUCGAUUCAUAGAAAAUCAGGAUGAUAAUGGGUUAGAAUACAUACCUUACGAGGAAUUUAGUGGGGUGGAAUUGAUUAGUAAGGGAGAAAGCGGAUGCGCAUCAAAGGCUAUUUGGAAGAAAAAACACGAUGAAGUUGCAUUCGUGGUCGCUUUGAAGAAGAUUUAUUCAUACGAUAGCGGGGGAGGUGCUGUCACCGGAGUGUUGAAAGAGCUCGAAGCAUACAAGUACAUAAUGGCAGCAGGAAACACGCCCGUACCCCCGAUUCUCAAAUACUACGGUCUUUCCCAAGACCCUGCAACAUCAGAGCCACUGAUUGUACAAGAAUAUGCUAAUUAUGGCAAUUUAUGGACAUACUUACAACGACACUUUGAUCAACUCACAUGGCCAUCAAGGGUCAAGCAUCUCCAACGCAUAACUGAAUGUCUGAAAGCAAUACACGAAUUGGGUCUUGUACAUGGAAACUUGCAUAGCGGUAAUAUUCUUGUCCAUAAGAACAGUACAUACAUUGCUGAUCUCGGUGCCGGUAAAGACGAUGACGUGAUUUAUGGGGUCCUGCCUUAUGUCGCUCCCGAGAUAUUUAUGAACGGAACAUAUAGCAUGGCGACAGAUUUGUAUUGUUUUGGUGUUAUUAUGUGGGAACUGGCCACCGGAGAAAGACCGAUGGCAGACCGACCUCACGAUAUCGAAUUGGCCCAUGAUAUAUGUAAUGGAUUACGGCCGGCAAUACCUGAUCAUGUGCCCGCUUGCUAUGCAGACUUGAUGAUGCAAUGUUGGGACAGCGAUCCUAACAACAGACCCAUCGCUGCUUCCGCGUACAAUACACUGAGUUCCUGGAUAGCGGAUGGAAACGAGAUUGAAGAAUUGAAGGUUGCCGAAGAGAAAAAGCCGACCAGCAGGAAAGAACCAAAAACUAUUCAUCCCGAAGCCGUUUACGUGAGCAAAUCGCUUAAUUCUUUGAUUAUAUUAACAAGUCAAAGGUACAAUUUGGAUCCAGUGUCGCGGCUUGGUGAAAUUGAGGCGGAGGUGAGAGCUGACGAUGAACACAAGCAUAAUUUGGAUCAGGAGUUGCAAAUUAAUAUUGAACCUGCCGAUGAACACAAGUAA